This is a messenger RNA of Daphnia pulicaria, 519 nucleotides long. RefSeq names its product extensin-2-like. The coding region runs from base 40 to 519 and encodes 159 amino acids. The transcript is spliced from 4 exons. Lineage: Eukaryota; Metazoa; Arthropoda; Branchiopoda; Diplostraca; Daphniidae. The record is from RefSeq and is a predicted model, not a curated record.
CCAACUGCAUUCUUCAUCGUAUUAAAUCAGUUCGCAAUCAUGGUUAACUAUGGCGUCGUGCUGCUGUUUGGUGUCGUAUCGUUGAUGGCUGGGUCGACCACGGGUGUACCGAUGUCUCCUGGGUACGGUGGAUAUUCUUACCAAACCACAACGGCGAAGGAAUACUACCCCACGCCGCCGCCCUACUACACAACAAUAACAUACGCUACACCGACCUACUACACCGAGGCCCCAAAGUACUACACCACCAAGGCACCGGAGUACUACACCACAACGUACGCUGCCCCUAGCUACUACACCGAAGCGCCAAAGUAUUACUCUGCCCCGAGCUACACCACGAAAGCGCCCGAGUACUACACGACUACCUAUUACACCGAAGCCCCCAAGUACUACACCGACAAGGCCGAAUAUUACACAACCCCUUAUGCUGCCCCAGUCUACUACACCGAGGAAUCUAAAUUGGUCGGUCAUAUCUUAAUAGUUAUUAGUCACUGGGAAUUGAUUGUUGAUCUUAAAUGA